AUGUAAUCAUAGUAACUUGUAAAAUAGAAUACAGAGAAAAAAGAAACCUAGUAAAAUUUAGAAUAAGUAUUAGAAUCCAAGAAUAUUGAAUCUAAUCUAAAUUCCUAGAAAAUAUCUUAAAGUCCUAGACCAAACCCAGUUAAAAAACUUUCAAAAAGAGAAAAGAUAAGGUAGGAGCUGGUAGAACAGAUAAAAUAGAUAUUUGAGACAAGAACAACAGCUACAGUUAUUGGAGACUAUAAGGAUAAAAAUAUGGUACUUAGAAAAAGAAUUAUUGAUGAAGAUGGACCUUAGUAAAUUACUAUAGAGCAAGAGGUAAUAGGAGUCACUCCUUACUAAUAUAUCCAAACAAUGAGAGAAAUUACAAAGACAUAAGUAGAGUGGAAUCAGCAUUUGAAAUCAUGUGAACUAUUCAAGAAGGACGGCGAUUUUGACAUUGUUAUAUCAUUUUUCAAGUCACCAGCUCUCUUUGUUGCAGCAAGAAUUGUAAUGGAUGCUGCAUAUUACAUCGAUUAUCCAGAGAAAAAUGAAUAUAUGUGCUUGUUUUCUAGUAAGGGUAAUGAUGAUUACUGGGAGGAGUAUCUCUAAUAUAAUGACAUCGGCGAUUAUGUAAGAGCAUUUGCUCAUAUUUCUGGCCAUUGGUUCAGACCAUUAUACAGUCCUUAAAAUGAAAAAGAGGUUAUUGGAACUUAAGUUUUCUAUGUAAAUUAGGCUGAUUUUGGGGGUGAAAUUCCAGCUUGGAUUAAAAAUACUAUGGCUCCAAGAGCAAUGGUCGAAGGAUGGGAGGCACUCUCAGCAUUUAGCAAAAAGAACCCUAAAUAAUGA
Molecule: messenger RNA, 825 nt
Organism: Stylonychia lemnae
Lineage: Eukaryota; Ciliophora; Spirotrichea; Sporadotrichida; Oxytrichidae
Source: the annotation of a GenBank genome assembly